AUGGUGACCGAAUGCUGCAUCUCCGGCUUCCAAUGGGAUGGCACGCCCAUAGGUAGCGAAGGCAGGAUCGCAGACAACAACGCCUACAUUGUGGGAGACAGCAAUAAGGUCGCUAUACUAGUCAUAGCAGACCUCUUUGGCUGGUCCUUCACCAACACAAGGCUCCUCUGUGACGCUUACGCUGCUGAGACUCCGGCUACGGUGUACAUGCCUGACUUCUUCGGCGGCCAAGUCAUCGACCCCGCGAUUAUAGCUAAUACCAAUCGCUGGAAUGAAUUUGAUUUGGAGGAGUGGAGCAAGCAGAAUGCGAAGGAUGUAAGGUGGCUGGAGAUUCUGGGUGUCGCGAGGGCGUUGAGGGCUAAGUAUGAUAAGGUGGGUGUUAUUGGGUACUGCUAUGGCGGGUGGAGUCUGUUCAGACUCGGGGACAAGAACCUGAAUGGCCUGGUGGACUGCAUCUCCACAGCCCACCCGACCUGGCUCACGAGAGAUGAGAUUGACACUAUCGGCGUCCCGGUGCAGAUCUGCGCGCCGGAAAUCGACGCCGCGUUCACGCCCGAGCUGAAGGCGUAUGCGAACGAGGUUAUCCCGACGAAGGGCGUGCCGUAUGACUAUCAGUAUUUUCAUGGAGUGGAGCAUGCGUUUGCUACAAGAGGGAAUUUGGAGGAUGAGCGGGAGAGAAGGGCAAUGGUCAGGGCAAAACGGGCGAUGGUGGCGUGGAUGAGGGAGUGGUUGCGUGGAGAGGAUUGA
This is a messenger RNA of Paraphaeosphaeria sporulosa, 747 nucleotides long. RefSeq names its product endo-1,3-1,4-beta-D-glucanase. Lineage: Eukaryota; Fungi; Ascomycota; Dothideomycetes; Pleosporales; Didymosphaeriaceae. The coding region runs from base 1 to 747 and encodes 248 amino acids. Gene Ontology annotation, molecular function: hydrolase activity. The record is from RefSeq and is a predicted model, not a curated record. The transcript is spliced from 5 exons.